Messenger RNA from Patella vulgata (common limpet), 1147 nucleotides. RefSeq names its product coadhesin. Bases 63 to 1133 code for a protein of 356 amino acids. The transcript is spliced from 5 exons. Lineage: Eukaryota; Metazoa; Mollusca; Gastropoda; Patellidae. The record is from RefSeq and is a predicted model, not a curated record.
CAAUCGUUCUCCAGUUGGUUGUACUCGUGCACGUAUAUUAUACAACUAGAAGAUACAUCAAGAUGCGGUAUAUGUUGGUGGCCGCAACUCUGGUUCUUGUUAUUGUUAUCAUGGUUGUUGAUGUGGAUGGUAAAAAGGCGGCAGGGAAACGGAUAAAUUGCAACAAAAUUAGACGAUUAGAGGCGUGCAACAUAUGCUGUUCUCUUGAUGGUAAUUGGGGCCCAUGGUCUGAGUUUAAUUCAUGCUCUGUAACAUGUGGUGAGGGAACACAGAGCAGAUCUAGAUCUUGUGAUAAUCCUCCUCCAGCUUAUGAUGGAGCUGAUUGUAAUGGUGAUGGUACUGAAACAAGAAGCUGUAACACGAUUGAAUGUCCUGUUGACGGUAAUUGGGGAACAUGGUCUGAGUUUAGUAUGUGUUGUUCUGUAACAUGUGGUGUUAUUGAACAGAAGAGGAGUAGAGUAUGUGACAACCCUCCUCCGGGGCUUGGUGGAGCCGACUGCCCUGGUGAUUCUGAGGAAACAAGGUCUUGUGACAGUACUGAUUGCUUGGAUACUGCACCAAGUCCUCUAUGUGAAGACCAGUCAUUUGACGUCAUGGGUCUUGUUGACGUUUCUAGCCUUAUAACGGAUGAUGAGAUUGCGCAGGAAAGGGAUUUAAUACAGAAGCUUUAUACUGAAUUGAGAAUUGAUGGCAACCUUAGGCGGUUCGGAUUCAUCGCCCAUGGUGGUUUUGCCCCUUCUGAUUUAAAUCGCCUGAUGUUAGGAGUUGACGACACCACAACACAGCAGUCUCGCAUCGGUGGUAUUUCUAAAAUACCCGGCCCACCACGUCUUAAUGUGGCAGUAGACGAAUUAGUGAGUAAUUUGAGAAGGUUCGGAAGAACGGGUAUUCGACAAAUUGGUAUCGUGAUAGAAGCUUACGAGUCCUCCACAAUAAGCCAAGUCGCCAGUUACGCCAACACGGCGACGGUUGAGGAUAUAGCUUUGUACGCUAUUGGUAUUGGUACUCGAGUAAGUGAGGAAUUUGUACAGGCAAUUGCCUCCAAUCCAUCAGGAGCCAUUACCAUGACAUCCAAUCAACUGGAAGAAACAGCUACCCGAUUAGAACAGCUGAUCUGCUUGUGUGAUAAAUAAAGGAAUGGGAUAUA